This is a messenger RNA of Alligator mississippiensis (American alligator), 2481 nucleotides long. RefSeq names its product neurensin 1 (gene NRSN1). Gene Ontology annotation, biological process: nervous system development. Bases 142 to 729 code for a protein of 195 amino acids. Gene Ontology annotation, cellular component: neuronal cell body; transport vesicle; neuron projection. The record is from RefSeq and is a predicted model, not a curated record. NCBI's taxonomy places the organism in Eukaryota, Metazoa, Chordata, Crocodylia, Alligatoridae. The transcript has 3 exons.
CAUACGUGGUGUGGGGGGCUGGAGUGGCUCAGAGCGGAGAUGGGACCCGAGCGAGAGAGCCGCAGCUAGCCCAGCUGCCUGGGCUCGGCCGGCGGGGAGGCGCGGGAGGAGGAGGAGGAGAAGGAGGAGCAGGAAAGAAGGAUGAGCUCGUAUGCAGACAUCUGUGGGUCCAAGCAAGCACAAGGUAGUGCAGAGGGAGGUUACCAUCGCUAUGGAGUUCGAUCCUACCUGCACCAGUUCUAUGAGGAUUGCACAGCUUCCAUUUGGGAGUAUGAGGAUGAUUUUCAGAUCCAGAGAUCGCCCAGCAGGUGGAGCUCUGCAUUCUGGAAGGUCGGACUCAUCUCCGGGACAGUUUUUAUGCUGAUAGGGCUAAUAGUUCUGAUGGUGGGUUUUCUUGUGCCACCAAAAAUUGAAGCUCUUGGGGCAGAAGAUUUUGUUGUUGUUGAUACCCAUGCUAUUCAAUUUAAUGGCUCUCUUGAGAUAUGUAAGCUGGCAGGAGCAAUUUUAUUUUGUAUUGGAGGGACCACGAUGGCAGCAUGUCUGCUGAUGUCUGCAUUUGCAAAGAAUUACUCCAAGGAAGAAAAGUACCUUCAGCAAAGGUUUAAAGAGAGAAUAGCAGAUAUAAAAGCCCAUGCACACCCAGUCACAAAAGCACCAAUGCCAGGAGACUCAAAGAUACCUGUCACUUUGUCCAAAGUUCAAAAUAUCCAACCUUUAUCUGAAACCUGACAUUUUCCUUUUUAAUUUAUACAUCACUUAAUUUAAAAAGGUCAGCUUGUGUGAGCAUCUGAUUUUUGUGUUUACAGCACAGCAGAAAGUGCUCUGCUCUGUAAGAAAGAUGCUGAUUGGAAACUUUAUCCAACAGAAAUUUAGAUUUGGCAAAAGAAUGAAGUUAGGUGAUUAAUGCUUUGAGCAGUGGAUUUAAGUGUUCAAAUAUGAAUUCUGUAUUUUAAUAAAAGUGUUUGCCUAUGUUGAACAGGUAACCAUACAGAAAAACACAAUCAAGCAGAUUUAAUUUAUCAGAUUGUGUGGUUCGAGAACACUGAGCACAUUUAGACCAAUUGUACCUUGGAAACCCUAAAAUAUGCUUUGUUUUAAAGUUUUUGGGAUUUCUUUUCUGGUCAUUUUUAAUAUUAUAAUGUUGUCUGGCUUCUUGUUCCUUAACUCUCCAGUCCUGCUGCACAGGGAGUCUAAUCCUCUUCUGGAUUUGGACUGGUAGUCUUGUCCUUGUCCGUGGUCCUUUAUAAAAACAGUAGUGCAAAUAAGUAUAUACACAGGACACUAGACUGCCUAUGUUUUGACUUUUGUCUUAAUUCGUAACACCAUAUCCAUAAGGGAAACUGACAUUUUUAGACCUAAAUGUACUGCCAACCCACACAAACCUGCCAUUACACCACCUUUUUCCAUCAGCAAACUUUAUCAUAAAAUGCAUUAGGAAGGUGCAAAAUAAUUUUCAUCUAAGAAGAAUGCCCUUUAUCCUCAGCUGCUGCUAAGUGUCAUGUCCCUUACAAGUCUUUGUCAUAUAUUUUUUUUUAAACUCAGAAAGACACACACAUAUAUUUGGGCCUUAUGAGGAGAGAAAUCAUCAACUGUGGUUUACGGUGAAAUUGUUAGUUCAUAGCAUUCUGUCUCACCUGAAUCCCAUUCAUUGACCUUUAAUAUAUCCAUUAAAAAAUAUUUUAAAAUGUUAUUGUUAUAUUUUUAUAGACAAUAGAGAAAUCUAUCCGUACUCAGAAUAUCUUUAUGUAGACACUUAGCCAACUACUUUUUUCCCCUCCCCCUUCAAAUGAGGCAAUUGUAUCACUGGCUUAAACCAUAAAUUAACAUGUACAAAGAUGUGAACUUUGUAUUCUCUGACAACAUGUGCCACCUUAUAGUUCUGUCUAUUUUUGAAUGGAUUAAAUAAAAAAAAAAAAAAGAUAUAUAUGAACUAAUCACAAAAAAAAAAAGUGAGUUCCCUGGUCAGUCCUUUCAACUUGUCAUUUUUCUUUAGGACUUCAAAAUUUUAUUUCAAAGGUGAAUUAGCAAAUGACACUACUUAGUUGCUUGGCACACGGGAAUCCGCAAGCACUUUGACAAUAGAAGCAGUGUAGAAAAAGAAUCAAUUUCAAUCACAGGGCCAAGAUGGAGCAUGGGUUCUGAUGGCAAUGACCUUGAGGCAGGCUCACAAAAAUAGAUUCUGUCUUACAAAAAAAAGCAGAAAUCUAAGAGUGACUGUUCCCCCUUCCUUGAUGAUUCAAGAGCUCUGGGCCUUUGAAAUCUUUCAUGGACUUAAGAAGUACAGAAGUUAGGAGAAUGGUUUCUUUGUGUGUUUUUAAUAGCAAAUCUGGAAUCAUUAUUGUAGGAGGUUGAGAGCAUUGAAUACAAUGUUCUUGAUUCUACAAAAGUGAGCACAGAAAGAUUGAUUUCAUUAGUGACACAAAUUUUGAAAUGCCCAAGGAUUAAGACCAUAAAAGAAGGAUAAUAGUAACAUACCCCUGC